This is a messenger RNA of Closterium sp. NIES-65, 1917 nucleotides long. The record is from the annotation of a GenBank genome assembly. Lineage: Eukaryota; Viridiplantae; Streptophyta; Zygnematophyceae; Desmidiales; Closteriaceae.
AUGUUCUUCGUGACUUAUUACGGGGAUGCUCUGGUGCGGAGCGUUCACACGGGAUGGACACCAGACAUGCGGGUGCUGUCGUAUAACUACGGAGCGCCUAUGAACGUCUCUAUUCCGGACAUCGCCUGCUAUUAUCCCAAACGAGACGUGGUCGUGCCGCCCUUGCUGACUCAGACACACGUCAUCCCCCCCAAGGGCAUACCCACCACGGCUUCUGAGACUUCUGCUCCCAUCUCUGCUUCUGCUGCUGCUGAUUCUGCUGCUGAUGAUGCAGCUGAUGCUGCUACCUAUGGCGGUCGUACGAUCCGUGUGCUGUUGGUGACGUCAGCGAGCAGCAUUGCUGACGCGAGCAGCGACAGCAUCAAGGUUGAACGCAUGCACCAUAACUACGCGGUGGAGAAGUGGUUGAUCGAGCUAUACACGUCCCAUGCAGCAGCCAUUUACGGGUGGAAGGUGGUGUUUCGAGGCGACAGCGAGGAGGCUGGGGGGGUCCGAGGGGAUGCCUCGGAAAUCCCUGCCUCUGCUGCUGCUGCUGGUGCUGGUGCUAGCGCUGCUGCUGGCGAUAGUGCCGGUGGUGCUGAUGGUGGUGGUGGUGGUGGUGCCGCUGCUGCUGGCGAUAGUGCUGGUGGUGGUGCUUCUGCUGCUGGUGCUGGUGCAGCUGCUGCUGCUGCUGCUGCUGCUGCUGGCGGUGCAGCUGGUGACAACAGCGAGUGGGGCGAAAGUGUCUUCUGCCUCGUGCCUCCCAGUCGGGCGCAGUGGACCGUGCAGCUCGCCAAGGCAAUCCUCUCAGGCUGCAUCCCAGUGACGUUCCUCCGUGCCAACGACAACCCCUGGGCUGCAUCCCUCCACCACCAAAAAGCAGCACCAUCAUCCGCCACUGCCACUGCCCCUGCCUCUGCCGCACCCACCGCCCCCUCCUCUCUCAACUACCUUCUCUUCUCGCUCAACGUCGACCCGGCGGAUCUCCACUCGCUCCCCCGCAGGCUGCAGGACGCGUUUGACCAGCCGGGGCUCGUGGAGCGGCUGCAGCACAACCUGGGGCUCGUGCAGGUGGGCACUGGGGUGGGUGGGAGUGCAGGUGGGCACUGGGGUGGGUGGGAGUGCAGUGCAGGUGGGCACUGGGGUGGGUGGGAGUGCAGGUGGGCACUGGGGUGGGUGGGAGUGCAGGUGGGCACUGGGGUGGGUGGGAGUGCAGGUGAGGCUCGUGCAGGUGGGCACUGGGGGUGGGUGGGAGUGCAGGUGAGGCUCGUGCAGGUGGGCACUGGGGUGGGUGGGACUGGGAAAGUCGACUCAAAAGUCAACUCUCCCCCCGCGGCCGCCUCUCCCCCCGCGGCCCUCAACUACCCGGUGUUCUUGCUCAACGUCGACCCGGCGGAUCUCCACUCACUGCCCCACCGCCUGCAGGUGGGGAUUGUGGCAGGUGGGACUGGGGCAGGUGAGACUGGGGCAGGUGAGACUGGCGCAGGUGGGACUGGCGCAGGUGUGACUGGCGCAGGUGGGACUGGCGCAGGUGGGACUAGUGCAGGUGGGACUGGGGCAGGUGGGACUAGUGCAGGUGGGACUGGAGCAGGUGGGACUGGGGCAGGUGGGACUGGGGCGCUGGGCCAUGCCCAUCCCACAGGACAUGACAUGUUCAAGUGGCAUGGGUCCCUGGAUCAGGGGGCAGGGGCGGUGCUCAUUCCCCUUUCCGUGUUCCCCAUGAGCAGGGGCGGUGCUCAUGAGCAGGCUGAGGAGGAUUGGAGCAGUGGCGCAAUAGCAGCUCACCACUCCUCACUCCUAAUCUCCCUUCUCUGCACGUUCUUGCCACAGGACAUGUUCAAGUGGCAUGAUUCCUUGGACCAGGGGGCAGGGGCGGUGCUCAUGAGCAGGCUGAGGAGGAUUGGAGCAGCAGCAGCGGCACAGAUCACGGCAGCAUGA